AUAGUCUGUUUUGGCAGGGCUUUCAAGUAUAGACAAGGCCAAAUCAUUGUAGAAGAAUUUUAAAUGGAGGACGAUCUGUAUGGUGGAGAUCUUUAUGGGGACGCAGGAGGGGAGUAUGAAGGGGGCUACGGUGACGAUGUGCAGGUGGAGGGGCUGCAGGCAGCGGAGCUGCUGGGCGGUCAAAAGGCGGGCUCAGGCUUGCCGUCAAGAGACCUCUUUCACGACUUACCGCCCGCACAGCUUGACGAAGUCAAGGACACGAAACUAACAUCGAUGGGCAGCGGGCAGCAGCAGCAGCAGGCACAGCCAGCAACGGACCGGUGGCGGGUCGCAGUACGGGACAUAGCUGGCGUGCUGGGCCUCGCGGUCGGGAAUCGGGACCCGGACACGCACACAGUGCUGGAGAGCGUGCGGCGGCUGAAGGCGUCAGACACGAGCGCGCAGGAGGAGCUGCGCAAGCUGCGGCGGCGGGACGCGGCGUUGCAGAUGCAGCUGGCUGACCGCAGUCUGGAGGCGCUGGAGUUGCGGCGCGAGCUGGCCUCCGCCUCCGCCGCCGCCGAGCCCAGUGUGGUGCAGCUGAAGCAGCUGAUGCUGGACCCCGCGGUGGCCAGGGAGUUCGCCAGGCUCCGGGCGGAGCUGGAGGCGGCGCAGGUGCGGGGGCGCGGCGGGGGUGUGAGGGCGUGAGGGAAGGCGGGAGCGGGGCAGGAGCGUGACGGGGUGAACGGGAGGGCGCGAGGGGGUGUUGGGGAUGAUGGCGGCGGGACGCUGUGGGGGAAAGUGACGAAGGGGAGAGCAAAAGCGUGCGGAGGAGGUGGGACGUGUGGAGGCUAUGGAGAGAAGGACAGGGGAAGAGGCAAAGAGGGAGGUGUGCCCGCGGGCGGGCUA
Chlamydomonas reinhardtii is the source of this 885-nucleotide messenger RNA. RefSeq lists its product as uncharacterized. Gene Ontology annotation, biological process: regulation of alternative mRNA splicing, via spliceosome. NCBI's taxonomy places the organism in Eukaryota, Viridiplantae, Chlorophyta, Chlorophyceae, Chlamydomonadales, Chlamydomonadaceae. The coding region runs from base 64 to 684 and encodes 206 amino acids. The record is from RefSeq and is a predicted model, not a curated record. The transcript is spliced from 7 exons. Gene Ontology annotation, cellular component: nucleus.